AUGCGCGAUCACUGUCAUCUAACGAGUCGUUACCGAGGCCCCGCACACUCACGCUGCAAUCUCAAUUAUCGCAAUUCGCAUAUCAUCCCCGCGUUCUUUCACAAUUUAUCGAGUUACGACGCACACUUCAUAAUCGAGCGAAUAGCCAACUCGUUCGAAGGCAGCGUCGAUCUGCUGCCGAUCAACAAGGAAAGGUACCUGUCCUUCACGAAAAACAUCAAGUGCGCACGCGUCAAGUGGAGACAGCGGGUGAAACUACGUUUCGUAGAUUCGUUCCGAUUUCUCAGCACGAGCCUCGAUAAAUUGGCCUCGUUUCUCGACGAGGAUAAACUACGCGCGAUACGAUCGACGUUCUCGCACCUAACCGCAAGUGAUUUCGCGCUGCUCACACGCAAUGGUGUGUUUCCGUUAGAAUACAUCGACAGUGCCGCGCAAUUAACGGAAACCGAAUUACCGUCACGUGACGCUUUCUACAGUUCGUUGAGCAACGAAAUUGUCAGCGAGGCCGACUACGAACACGCCGAGACCGUGUGGAGACGAUUCGACGUACGCAAUUUCGGGGAGUACAGCGAUCUGUAUUUGAAAACGGACGUAAUGCUGCUGGCUGAUAUCUUCGAGAACUUUCGCGACGUGUGCACCGACAGUUACGGCUUAGACCCGGCGCAUUAUUACACUCUGCCGGGCUACACGUGGGACGCCAUGCUAGAACACACCAAUGUGCGUCUCGAAUUACUGACCGACAUCGACAUGGUGCUGUUCAUAGAACGCGGUAUACGCGGCGGACUUAGCCAAUGCUCGAACAGAUACGCGCGCGCCAACAAUCGAUAUAUGUCGGACAGAUCGAGCAGCAGCAGCGAGGACGCGUCUUACGAAUCGUAUCUAAUGUAUUACGAUGUGAACAAUUUGUACGUCUGGGCAAUGUCCGAACCCCUGCCUUACGGUGACUUUCAUUGGCUCGACGAUACCGAUAUCUUGCGCCUAGACGUAACGUCCGUUUCGCCGAUUUCAGCGAUCGGUUAUAUCCUGGAGGUCGAUAUCGCGUAUCCGCAUGAACUGCACGACGCUCAUGCGGAUCUGCCGUUUUGCCCGACGCGCGAAUGCCCGCCCGCUGAGCGUAGCCGCAGCAACAACAAAAAAUUACUGACCACACUGCGCGAUAAAUCGCGCUACGUCAUUCACUAUCGAUGUCUGCAGCAAUGCAUAGCGCACGGGCUCUUCCUUUCCUGA
Molecule: messenger RNA, 1227 nt
Organism: Dinoponera quadriceps
Lineage: Eukaryota; Metazoa; Arthropoda; Insecta; Hymenoptera; Formicidae
Exons: 1
Coding region: 1-1227 (408 amino acids)
Biological process (GO): DNA replication
Molecular function (GO): DNA-directed DNA polymerase activity; nucleotide binding; DNA binding
Source: RefSeq, a predicted model, not a curated record